AUGGCUGCGGCGGCGGUGAUGGUGAGCUCGGCGGGCUCCCUGCUGGCGAUGCUGCAAGAGCCGGCGCCGGAGCUCAAGCUCCACGCGCUCGCCAGCCUCAACUCCCUCGUCCACGCCUUCUGGCACGAGAUCUCCACCAGCGUCUCCUCCAUUGAGAGUUUGUAUGAAGACGAAGAGUUUGUCCAGAGGCAGCUUGCAGCACUAGUUGCCUCUAAGGUGUUUUUCUACUUGGGUGAGCUAAAUGAUGCUCUGUCGUAUGCACUUGGCGCUGGACCCCUGUUUGAUGUUUCUGACGACUCUGAUUAUGCUCAAACACUGUUAGCAAAAGCUUUGGAUGAAUAUGUUGCCAUCCAAUCAAGGGCCACUGGGGAAGAAAAAACAAUGGACCCUAGGCUGGAGGCCAUUGUGGAAAGGAUGUUGGACAAGUGCAUUCUUGAUGGAAAGUAUCAACAGGCCAUGGGUAUGUCUGUUGAGUGCCGGAGACUGGAUAAACUGGAGGGAGCAAUUUCUCGAUGUGAUAAUCUUCAUGGAGCUCUUUCAUAUUGCAUCAAUCUGUCUCACCAAUAUGUUAGUCACCGCGAAUAUCGAUUGGAGAUUCUACGAUGUCUUGUCAAAAUAUAUCAGACAUUGCCAAAUCCAGAUUAUUUAAGCAUUUGCCAGUGUCUUAUGUUCUUGGGUGACCCUGUAAGUGUUGCAAGCAUCUUGGACAAGCUGAUUUCUGGAAGCAACGAUGAUGCUCUCCUUGCGUACCAAACUGCUUUCGAUCUUGCUGAAAAUGAAAAUCAGGCUUUCCUCCUGAAUGUGCGGAAUCACCUUGAUGCAUUGAGUUCACAUACUUCUGCCCGUGUGGACCCUGACAGCGGACCGGCUGUACCAAGUAAUCAAACUAAUGCUGCUACAGAACCAUCUGGGGAUGUCCAGAUGAGAGACGACAUAAACAUGCCAAACGGCAGUGCUACCACUGUGGAUCCAAAUGCAGCAACACAUGCUGAUAGGAUGACAAAAAUCAAGGGCAUACUGUCAGGAGAGACAUCUAUUCAGUUGACAUUGCAGUUCCUAUACAGCCAUAAUAGGUCUGAUCUUCAAAUUUUGAAGACUAUAAAGCAAGCUGUGGAAAUGAGGAACAGUGUCUGCCAUAGCGCAACAAUAUGCUCCAAUGCAAUCAUGCAUGCCGGAACAACAGUUGAUACCUUCCUCAGAGAAAACUUGGAAUGGCUAGGUAGGGCAACCAACUGGGCCAAGUUCAGUGCCACUGCUGGACUAGGCGUCAUUCAUAGAGGUCAUCUUCAACAAGGCCGCGCAUUAAUGGCCCCCUACCUGCCUCAGAAUGGUGCUGGUGGCAGUGGUAGCCCAUACUCGGAAGGAGGUGCCCUCUAUGCUCUUGGUUUGAUUCAUGCCAACCAUGGUGAAGGAAUCAAAGACUUUCUUCGUGAGAGUCUUCGCAACGCCACUUCUGAGGUGGUCCAACAUGGUGCUUGUCUGGGGCUCGGGCUUGCAGCACUAGGUACAUCAGAUGAGGAAAUAUGUGAGGACAUAAAGAAUAUUCUGUACACGGAUAGUGCUGUGGCCAGUGAGGCAGCUGGUAUUGGCAUGGGUUUGCUCAUGGUUGGCACGGCCAGUGAGAAGGCCACAGAGAUGCUUGCCUAUGCUCAUGAUACACAACAUGAGAAAAUUAUCAGGGGCUUGUCACUUGGAAUUGCAUUGACGGUGUAUGGCAGGGAAGAAGAAGCUGACACCUUGAUUGAACAAAUGACUAGAGAUCAAGAUCCCAUACUUCGUUAUGGUGGUAUGUAUGCAUUGGCUCUAGCAUACAGAGGGACUGCAAAUAACAAAGCUAUCCACCAGCUUCUGCAUUUUGCUGUGUCGGACGUGAGCGAUGAUGUGCGGAGGACUGCAGUGUUGGCUCUUGGCUUUGUCCUGUACAACGAGCCUGAACAGACACCCAGAAUUGUGUCCCUACUAUCAGAAUCAUACAAUCCACAUGUCCGUUAUGGUGCAGCUCUAGCUGUUGGAAUCUCCUGUGCCGGAACAGGAUUAAGUGAAGCCAUCUCCUUACUGGAGCCUCUGACAUCAGACGUCGUCGACUUUGUACGGCAGGGUGCUCUCAUUGCCAUGGCAAUGGUGAUGAUCCAGACCAAUGAAUCUUACGAUUCACGUGUCGGAGCAUUCAGGCGCCAGUUGGAAAAGAUAAUCCUUGACAAGCACGAGGAUACCAUGAGCAAAAUGGGCGCAAUACUGGCUUCCGGUAUUCUCGAUGCCGGUGGCAGGAAUGUCACCAUCAAGCUCAAGUCGAGGUCAAAGCAUGACAGGCUCACCGCUGUUGUCGGACUAGCUGUUUUCACCCAGUUCUGGUACUGGUACCCGCUCACCUACUUCAUAAGCCUUGCCUUCUCUCCGACGGCCCUCAUCGGCCUCAACUCUGACCUGAAAGUGCCAAAGUUUGAGUUCCUGUCGAACGCUAAGCCGUCGCUGUUCGAUUACCCCAAGCCAGUCACUCAGCAGACUGCGACCGCAUCAGUCAAGGUGCCGGCGGCCAUCUUGUCGACGUAUGCCAAGUCUAAGUCUAGGGCAAAGAAGGAAGCAGAGAGCAAGGCCAAGGAGAAAGCAGAGGAGUCUUCCAUAGCUUCAACUUCGAUGCAGGUGGAUGGCGCCGCUGCAGAGAAGAAGGCCCCCGAACCAGAGCCUACGUUCCAGAUUCUGACAAACCCAGCCCGGGUCGUUCCAGCCCAGGAGAAGUUCAUAAAGUUCCUGGAAGACAGCAGGUACAAGCCGGUGAAGGCUGCCCCCUCAGGCUUCGUCCUCCUGCAGGACCUCAAGCCCACGGAGGCCGAGGAGCUCACCCUAACUGACGCGCCGUCAACCGCCGCCACGACCAAUGCCCCGGCAUCCAGCGCCAGCGAGCCAGCUGCCAUGGCUGUCGACGAUGAGCCCCAGCCGCCCCGGCUUUCGAGUACACUGAUUAGAGGUUAUGAUGAUCCUCGGAUCGGGAUGUAUGGGUUGGGUUGUCUGUAG
Molecule: messenger RNA, 3012 nt
Organism: Miscanthus lutarioriparius
Lineage: Eukaryota; Viridiplantae; Streptophyta; Magnoliopsida; Poales; Poaceae
Source: the annotation of a GenBank genome assembly